Messenger RNA from Exaiptasia diaphana, 1316 nucleotides. Its product is annotated as intraflagellar transport protein 74 homolog. Gene Ontology annotation, biological process: intraciliary transport involved in cilium assembly; cilium assembly. The record is from RefSeq and is a predicted model, not a curated record. Gene Ontology annotation, molecular function: beta-tubulin binding. Gene Ontology annotation, cellular component: intraciliary transport particle B; cilium; centrosome. Lineage: Eukaryota; Metazoa; Cnidaria; Anthozoa; Actiniaria; Aiptasiidae.
GCACAUUUCAUUUGUCAUCGGUGUACGGUAAAAUUCAUGAUAUUUUCUCGAAAAAAUUGCACAGGAAUUGCUUUAGUUUGAAGCAAAGGAGGGUAAUCUUUCRUAAUCAUGCGACCAGGAACUGGGAUGCGAGGGCGUGGAAUGCCAUCAAGUUCAAUGGGAAGAGUACCGACAGGGACUGCCCGUCCGGGAUCAAGAGGAGGAGAAUCACUGGCAGGAGAGCAAAAAUGACAGAGUUAAACACAGAAGUGACAAAACUAAGAAAAGAAGUUGACCAAUACAACCAAGAAAACUCCACGUAUCUUACUUAUGAAAAGAAAGCUGAAACCCUUGCUUCAGAAAUCAAAGGUCUUCAAGGAGAACUUGCCGAUUACAACACUCUUGUUGAUAAGUUGAAUACAGACACUGAGAUGGACGACAUCAUUCAAGACUACAAUGCACUUAAGCUUCAAAAUGAAAGAGAACAAAAGUCAAUUGAUGAAAUCUUCACACAACGACAAGAUAAAGAACAACAAAUACAACAGCUGGAGGUGGAACUUGACCAGGAACAUCGCAUGGCUGAAAGUCUUGUCGAAGACAUGCCUCCUGACCAGAAAUCCAAGUAUGUUCACUUGAARAAUAUCAACAAAUCCUUGCAAUCGGACUUGGAACAGAAGCAGCAGGAACUUGAUGCUCUAAACUUGAAGAUAGCAAACCUAGAGGAGGAAGUAUCUUCAUCACCAAUAAAACAGGAAGCAGUGAGUCUGUAUGAGAAACUAAACGAGCUUGAAGACAAGAAAAGCAGCAUUUUAGAUGAAAUGGAGAAAGAAAAUAAGAGUUCGCCAGCAGAGGAGAAAGAAAGACUUCUUAAACAGGUCAAAGAAGACAACCAAGAGAUAGCAAGCAUGGAUCGAAGGAUUGGUGAGCUAAGAGAAAAAAUAGAAUCUUUAAAUUCUGAGAUUCAACAACUUGAUAUGGACUUAGAGGAACAUCAAGGAGAAAGAAAUCUAAAAUAUAAAGAGCUGAAGAAGAGAGAAGAAUCCAUGCAGGAAUUUCUUGAAACAUUUGAAGAAAAUAAAACUAACGAACUGAGUCGUAAGAAGGAGUUGGAAAGCAAUGUUGUAGGAUUACUUGAGAAAAUGAGUAGAGGGAUGGUACGUACUAAACACAUGCCUACAGUAGGUGAACUCAAGCAGAUGCAGGAUGAUCUGUCAUUCAAAGAAAACGAAAUGCAAAAGUCACAMGCCACUGCUUCAUCGCUUGCUUCUGAACAUGCUCGCCUGCAAAUGGACUUAGAGAAAGUUGAACAGGUAAUACUUUAGUCAAAGAAAAAAAGA